GGUCGAUCUUAACUAAUGAGAUGUUUCGCAUAGUAGCACUCAAUGAUAUUGGAAAUGACAAAUGGAAAAAUGACACGAACUUGAAUGAAAGUCAAAUUGCAAAUGAUGUUCAGGAGUCCAUCGCAGAGUCGGAAUAUUUGCGAGGCAUCUCGAUGUUAUCCAAUGGAAACAAGGAUCUAGCGUAUAAGUUAUUUGUUGAGUUGUUAGAUACGCAAGUCUUAAAUGGAAUUACUAGGAAAGAUGCGAAAAUGUGGACUAUUCGCUACAACUGCUAUAAAUAUCUGGCCCUUAUCAAUGAAGAAAGCAAAAUUCUUAAUUCCGCACUGUUAAAUUAUGUCUCGGCUAUUAAUAUGGACAACACCGAUAUCAACACUUUAUUCCGAAUGGGUCAGUUAUCAUACAAAUUAAGUCGUUAUGAAUUAGCUGAAUAUGCUUUUGUAUCAUGCCUACAACAAAAUACAAAACACUUUGCUGCUGCACAUGGCUUAUUGAUACUUUAUUUAAAUCAAAACAAUUUAAUAGCUGCGUAUGGAAUAGCAUCAAAAUUAUUUAAAAAUAAUCAAUGUUCCAAGCUGCUUGAUGGUACCGUUUAUGACAUCUUCCAUAGAUUUUCAAGUUUCAUUCCGUAUUGCGAUAAGUUGUUUGGAAGGAUUCCAAAUGAAGCAAUUGAAUCUCUCGAUCGACCCAUUUUUAAUACACUUCAUGAAGCUGAACCCACGAUUAAGCCGUUAGAAUAUGAAACAACUGUAACAAAUGAACAACCAGAAUUUUUGAAUUUGUAUUCUAUUGGAGAAUUUAUUUUAUUGAAGCUGAACUACUUAAAAGAAAAUCAUUUGGAUCUGCCUCUUGCAUUCAGUCUUAAGCCCGUAAACAUUGUUGAGAAGAAAAAUAGUGUGCAACAGAUCUCUGAAGUAGAAGAUACCCAAAGAUACGUAUAUACUGAAAUCAGUGAUCCGAGCUUUGAUAAUGUCGGGACUGAUAUUUUUGAGGCCGACAUGGAAGGAAAUGAUUUAAGAUCCGACGAAGAUAUUGAAAAACCGAAACCUCGAAGAAGAUGUAGCGACCUACGACUUCUUGAACAGUGGGGGUGGCAUAAAAACCGGAAAUCAUCCUCACGUAGGAAAACCCAAUCGGAACGCACAGAAAUAGAUAUCUCACUAGCCGGGUUCCUCCGGAAAACUUUCACACCAUUCUUAAGUGUUUCACCUGACGAAACAACUAUUGGAUCAAGAAUUCGUAACGAUCAAUGUAAAUUAUGCACAGAAUCAUCAACACUUGAAACAUUUCUCAAACAAAGAUCCAAUGAUUUUCAAACAUUUUUGAAAUUUUCAAAGGAAAAAGAAAUGGAUUUGCUAAAUUUAAAUUUUUUAUGGCUCAAAACAAUAUCGGAAAUGUGGUCUUCGCCUAUGCCGAGCGAAAUAAAAUUACUUUUCAUGGAUUUAUUUUUGGUACAUAUCGAUUUUUUCGGAUUACCUGUCUGGGAUUUUGCAGAUACGCCCGAUUUCCGUGAUUUUUUCGGUAUUCAAUUAUUAUUUAUGGAACUCCUGUAUGAUAAAUCGACAAAAGCACACAGUAUUUUGCCCAAUAUCUGGACGGAAUUAUUAAACAACCUCAAGUUUUUUUUUGGAUGUGCAACGCAAAAGAACGUAGUAGGUUUGGAAAUCUUGACUUACCGAGUGCUCAAUAUAGAAUUUCUUAAUUAUACUGCUAAUUUUGAUAAUAAAAAGAGUUUGGAACUAAUUAAUUUUGUUGUUGAGCUGUUAGGCACAAAAGAUUCAAAUUUUUGUAUUCACUUGCCAAACUUGAGCUCAUGUUGCAUUACAAUGGAUCGAUGGAUAUUUAGGCGCCUAGAAAUUGAAAGAAAAACCAAACUAUCUCAAAUUCCUGUUUUAUUUGAGAAUGGUAAGUGGAUCGAUCUUUGUGAAAAUUUAAAGGAGCAACUGGGUAUUAAAAUGAACAUUGGUAGCGAACCUGGAGGACUCCUUGACUAUAAGAAUUUAAACGAGCUCUUGUUACAUUGUUUGUGGCAAAGAGCUCAAUAUGAGGAUUGUUUAAUAUAUGCUGAGUCAUUUCUGCAUUACCUUACUCAAAAUUAUUUAAAUGAAUGGAACAUUUCAUGGAUUGAUUCAAUUAAUUUUGCUAUGUCGUAUAUUGAAAAUAUUCUGGCCAACGAAGGAUUUGAAAUGGCUGCCGCCCUAUUACAUAAGUGUUCAAGGCUAGUUCAGAACCUCAUAAGUAUUUUAUCUUAUCAAUUUGAUGAAGACGUUGGAAAGAAAUUAUAUUUUAAUGAUGAAAGGAAAAUGAGACGGUCAUGGAUGAUACUGCAUCGUGUUCUUUUGAGAGAAGAAACUCUCAACAGAAACUUAUUUAUAACUGGAUCGGAAGAAGACUGUUUGCCUUUGUCAUUUGUUCUUUUGUUUAGAGCACAUGAGUAUAUAGGAAAAAAACAAACAUGUACUAGCGAUGGUGGCGAAUUUCUACAUUUUAUUAUUCAAGCAAUUCUACCUAAUUUGUGUGCACCUAUAUAUAACUCUUGCCGCAACCACACAUUGGAACAUAUUGAACAGGUUACAUAUUGUAUGUAUGGAUUCCCACCAAAAAGAGCACGGUCGAGACAUCUGGAGGAACAUAACUCAAAACAAAUAGCACUAACAUGGGAAAAUGCUUUGGACAUUUUUUUCAUUUAUGCUCCUGAUAUCUUACCCGAGUUCAAUUCAUACAAAGUUGAAUCUAUAACGUCGGAUAUGGAGCAAUUCUUACAAAACGUAAUAAAGUUGUUACCAGGGAACGUGGACAUGGACUUUGGAACUCGUAAUAUAAAAGAGUUUAUAUCAGGAUCUUCUAUUAAAUUAUCGUCGAAAUGUGUGCACUUACCAUUUAAAAUUAAAAAUAUAUUUUAUUUGGUCGCCGAUUACUAUUUCAAAUCCCAUGACUUUAUUAAAGCAAUUACUUAUUAUAUGGACGAUUUAGCUGUAAAUACGAGUCGCUUUGAUUCAUGGGCUGGAAUAUCUCUUUCAAAAGCCAGCAUAAUUGACACAAAAAUUAAUGGAUUUCAAAAGACUGAUCCAUUUCAGAUUAUUCUUGAAUGUGAAGAAGUUAUACGAUGUUUUGAAAAAUGCAUUGGCCUAAUGCAAACUCAUAUACUAAUUUGGAUUGAAUAUGGAUCUUUUGCUUACUCCAUCAGCUCCUACUGCUCCAGGAACUUGAAAAAAGCAACAUCAGAAAAUGCAGCCAGCAUGCGAUAUUUCAGGGAAAAACAAGAAAAAAUGAUGAGCAUAGCUUACAAUUGUUUUUCAGUAGCUUCUACAUUACAAUGCUCGGAAAGCCUAGCUACGGAUACAAAUGAUGAGAAAUGGCUUUGCCACUAUAUGUUAGGAAAAAUUUCUGAAAAGCAGGCUAAACAUCCCGCCGAUUACUUGAAUUAUUAUUUAACGGCCUCGAAUUAUUUGUAUGAAUGUAGUGCUACGUAUCCAAUUAAAAUCAACCAUAACAAUCCAACAACUUUAUCAGUUGAAGCCCUUGAAAUUUUUUAUCGCAUUAAUGCCGCUAUAAUUAAAUUUUUGGAAAAAAACUCAUUUAUUACGCGUUCAAUUGGAGACAUAUUCAAAGGUGUCCUGAAGCAACUCUCAAAAAGUCCUUUCGCUUUUAACAAGGCUAAAAUUGAUGGUAACUGUCUUUACGCUAUAAAAAGGAAAUCAACUGACUUAACCGACAUAAAUGCUACAAAAAAAUUAUGUUUUGAGAUUACCUCCAAAAAUGUUACAGAAGAGGAGAAAGAAGCCAGUCACAUAAACCCAGCUACUGAAGUUUUAAGAAGGUUUUCGGAGGAGAGCCGGGGCACUGGAACUAUUACAACUUCAACAAACUCGUCAUCCUCUAUUUCUAUUGAUGAUUCGGAAUCCGAGAAUUCGUGCAAUCAAACUGAGUUCUCCAAUUAUAAUGCAUCAGAGCUGGAGCAUAUUUAUAAAAAGGCUAUUCGUAAUUUAGAAGAAUGUGUUAUUCGUUUUCCUGAACACUACAAAUCCAUUUAUCGCCUUGUUUCUUUUUACAUGAAUGGUCCAAAGAAAAUGCGGAAUUUUCAAGUAGCUGAAGAUUUACUUCUUCAUCAUUAUCAAACCAGCGUGGGAAAUAUGGUUGAUGGACUGUUUUUUUAUAGAAAAAGGAAUAAUAUUUUUAACGGUAUAUGGAGAAUUCCGUCUUCAGAAAUCGACAGACCUGGAAGUUUUUCAACACAUCUUGUGAAAUGUAUUAACAUAUUGCUGCAGUUACUCAAAAUUCAAUGUAACUAUAAAAUUUUAAUUGAUAUUAUACUUCAGUUUCAAAGACCACCGGAAACUGAGAGAUGUUAUAUCCAGGACUAUGAUCGUAUAAAGCUGUACAAUACAGCCAUUAAUUAUUGCCAAGAAACUAUGCGCAAUAUAUUAUAUAAACAUGAAACUGAAAAAAAUGAGAAAGAAUUAUUAAACAUGUUAUUGGAUAUGUACAAAAUACAAAAGAAAUACUAUAAAUAUGCUAUUCAAAAAGAUAUCUGGUUCUCAACCAUUUUUGUUGAAGUCUAUCUAUCCUAUAUAAAAAUAAUUAACGCAUUACCGUACGGCGACAACUAUUUUGAUUUGGCAGUAAAACUUUGCCAUCAGGAGAUCACUCAUAAAAAAAAUAUGGAGAAACAAUCGUCAUUGCUAACGAACAUCAAUCAGGUGUCAAAUAUACUUAUUACGGAACAGCUACCAUGCAAUCCAUCAAAUGUUUUAAUUGAAAAUGAGUCUGUCAUCUUUACACCACCUGCAGUCCAAUCAGGUACCGAGCAUAUGGAGUCGGAAAAUAUGCAUCCAUUGUUUCAGGAAGACGCUUCCAUAUUUUAGUCCUACAAGCAUAUCGUGCACUAAAACAGGAGCCACAAAUAAUAUGUCAUCAAAGUGUAAUAAUAUGGAACGCCAAUCAACAAGGAUCACUUCCAACAAUUUUAAAUUCAC
Scaptodrosophila lebanonensis is the source of this 4973-nucleotide messenger RNA. RefSeq names its product calcineurin-binding protein cabin-1-like. The coding region runs from base 21 to 4862 and encodes 1613 amino acids. Gene Ontology annotation, molecular function: nucleosome binding; protein binding. NCBI's taxonomy places the organism in Eukaryota, Metazoa, Arthropoda, Insecta, Diptera, Drosophilidae. The record is from RefSeq and is a predicted model, not a curated record. Gene Ontology annotation, cellular component: nucleus. The transcript is spliced from 21 exons. Gene Ontology annotation, biological process: chromatin organization.